UUUCAGGAUAAACCCUUUGUUCGUGUCACUGGUGGUGCUACAAUACACAAUCUCUCACUAUUCUUAAAGAAAAAGCUACAAAUUGAAGACUCACAAAAGGUAUAUGAUCAAAUAGAAUUAAACCACAUAAGCCUAGAUGUUAUUUCAUUUUAAUAAUUUUAAUAAGUUGCUACUUUAACUACUAUUUCAAACGUUGAAAAAAUGUUUUUAAUCUACUAAAAAAAAUUGUAUACAAUCGUUAUUGUUAUAUUUGAAAAUUUAAACUAUUUAUUUUAUUAUUGGUUGCUUUUUUAAAUUGAUUGAUGUAUUUUAACUCUUGAAAUAUAUUUAUAUUGGCAGGUUGCUUUAUAUUGUCCAUGUCGGUCAGGAAUUGUGUGUUUAAAUAACAGCCAUACACUUAAGGCUGUUAAAGAUUUGUAUUGUCAUGAUAAAGUAAGCAAAGCUGUAUUUUGUUGUAAAAAUGGACUAUAGUUAUCAGUAAUCUUAAUUCAUUUUCUUUGGAGCAACUGAAAUAUACAUUUUAAUGCUGACAAAUUAUCUCCAAAAUUCUAGUAAACCAAAUGUCUUUGACUUCAAAUAGUCGAUCAUAUGUUACAUACAGUAACUUAACUAGAAUAAUUCUUUUUAAAUGAGAUUGAUUACUGCACAGUUCAUUUUCUUUUAUUUAUUUUCUCCAACAAUGUUGAUGAUAUGAUGUGAACAUUGAAAAAACCUUAAAAACUCCUACAAGCUACCCAUAUGAUGAUAAUUUAAUGGUUCAAGUGCUUAAUUAUACCUGCAUGCAUACUUUUUUUAUCUUGUAGCUUAUUACCAAAGUUAACACAAAUUAAAAUUUGUGGGGAACUGGAAAACAGAGUUUAACUCUAAGAAUCCCAAGUGGUAUUUCCACAGUUUUGCUAAGCACUUUCAGACACAGAACAAAAACAAGAUCACUGUUAAAAUUAAAUCUAUAUCCUGGCAUUAAAAUAAGAGAUCAAGUUUUUAUAUCAAUGGAAUGAAAAUUGAAAUUAUCUUUUACUAUAAAAUGAUUGAUACAAAUUUGGAAUAUACAAAAAAUUAUGUUGACAACGGCACAGACAAAAUAGAUAUAUAAAAAAAAAAUAAUUCACAAAUGUCAAAUUAUUAUAGGUUUAUUUUAACAAUUUUUCAACCAAAUAACAAAAUAAUUUCUACACAGACAGUAUAUUCAAUAAAUCUUCAAAUUUUCUUAGUUUGAUAAAAAAAUAAUUACUCUCGUUUUAGCAAAAUAUUUAACGGCUGAGUUAAUUUUCUAUAAAUACCAUCAAAUCACAUUUUCGUUUACCUGAGCCUAAUAUAAAUGUCAGACCUGAAGGGGAACAUAAUAUCAAUUCUUUUAGAUAUGUAAUCAAAAUUUUGAAGAAAAAAAAAUGAGUGCAUAAUUUAUUUAAAAAAUAAAAAUUGGAGUAAAAACAUCAGCAAAACACCACCAGUUUAUAAUUCAUCAAUUUCCAAAAAUCACUCCUAUCAUUGUCAGACUGAUAAUAAAUCUUAUGAAAAAUUAAAUUAAAUGGUUUUCAAAUUUUUUCGUAAAACACACUACAGGAUAAAAAAAUCAGAGCAAAGUUACAAUAAAUAUUAACCUAAUCUUAUUCUCAUUAUCCUUAGUAAAAUUUUCCCCUUUCACAAUGGUUUUAAAAUAAAAGAUCUUAAUGCCAGUUAAGAAUUAGGAUCAAUAUCAGGAUGAUAGGCUGUAGUUUAAUCAUAUUCAUUGACAGUUAUAUCUAUAGAUGUUCAUCCUGACUGCAACUAUGAUAUUAUCACAGUCUGUUAUCCAUGUAUACCAUGUCAGACCCGUUAACUCUUACCAUUUUGGUGUACAACUCUUACUAUUGUACACUGACACCUGUCAGAACUACGAUUUUACGAGACCGGGUGACUUUUACGAUAAAAAAAUUGAUUUAAAUUAAAAGUUUUCUUUCUAUUAGUUUUAGCUCCAAGUAAGAAAUAGACGAAUAGGUAGGUCCUUGAAAGUUCAAUCAAUAAAAAUGAAAUCGGCUGUAAAAACAAAACAGCUUACUGAAUCACAAAGCUAAAUGGCUCACCGGACAAAGUGAGGUGAAAACAACCUUUACACAGCUUCAGCAUUUUACAAAAUUAUCUUUAGAUCGUAAGCCCUUACAUUCGGCUUAUGGGAUAGAAACUCAGAAAGUAUGUAGAGUUGGCUUGUAGGAGUCAAAGAGUUAAGAACCCUUCCUCUGGAUAAUUUUUUUAAAAUGUUUGUAAAUAUCAUGAACUCUAUUUUCAUUUCAGGAAAUUUUAGAACUAAAUUAUGACAUCAGUCAAUGGUGAUAUUUUCUAUGGAAGUCAACUUGGAUGAGAAUUCAAAUCAGCCUAUUUUAUGAAGCUUCUACAAUCAUCUGAACUUGUUUUAAGUUGUAGAAAGCUGUAAUUAAAAUAUUUCUGUUGUUAUAUUUUCACAGUUUUAUUUAGGCAGCAUUUUGAUUAGACUUGUAAAUAAAUAAUUAAAUCAAAUAUGCAGCAGGCUGAUAUAUAUAAUUUAAGUUGAAAGCCAAUUUAGCUAUGUCUUUCAUUUUACAGUUUCAUUCCUUAUCAUAUUCAAAUAGUUUCCCUUCAGGAGCUUCAAAGAUGUUCUUUUUCAAACAUCUUUACAUUCCCCAACUAGGAUCUGUGAUCUUUCACUGGGGUAAUUUAUUGUGCUAGCAAGAAGUUUUUGUAAUUGUACUUUAAAUAAAGUAUGUUACAGAACAUACUUGGUUUGUGUUCAUAACACCUUUUUUUAAAAAUCAUUUGACAACUUUCAUUUUUUUUUUGCAAAGGGAUAUUGCAGACAGGCAGGUUUGUCGAGGCAGUCAUGUUCUGAAUCCCUUCGCAAACUUAUUUGUUUGAGCAUUAUAUAUUUUCCUCUUCCCCAAGAAUUGCCAACUCGCUGGGCUGAUGAGUCAGUUCCACCCACCCAUUGCAUUUGUGCCAGCAACCACCCGGCUAUGACGCAUGUGCCCUGCUAAACUACUAUAGAUUCACACGGCCCUUUCAAGAUAUGUUGAAAGGCCUAAGCUGUUGAUUUUUUAAAAAAAAAUUGUUUUAAUAUCAAAAAUGUUAUUUAAGUUUAUAUUAUUAUUAGUUUACGGUACUAAUUUGUACAGUCAUAGAUAUUUGGUCCUUAUUGUGAGGUCUAAUGCAAUAGUGAUGCCUCCUACUAAUUUUGUGCUUACAAAGUGUGUUUUGGCUGUUUAUAUUAAUUAAAAAGAAGAUGGUCAGACCGUAUAAUGUUUUGGUGGAUUAAAAGAUACACAUAGUUUACCAGUAUGUACACAAGUAUGGUAAAGAUUUAUUUAUGAUAAUCUUUUUGGCUGUUCUAUUAUG
Lymnaea stagnalis (great pond snail) is the source of this 3345-nucleotide messenger RNA. The record is from the annotation of a GenBank genome assembly. NCBI's taxonomy places the organism in Eukaryota, Metazoa, Mollusca, Gastropoda, Lymnaeidae.